AUGGCACCUCAACUCGAUGGCUACUUCAAGCAGGUAGAUUCUUUGUCGGAUCAUUUUAUCGAAAGACUUCGCAAAGCAGUUGCCAUUCCAUCUGUUUCCGCAGAUGAAGAACGAAGGCCCGAUGUUGUUCGCAUGGGAGAGUUCUUAGCUGAUGAGCUCACUGCACUUGGCGCCCAAGUCGAAAAGCGACCACUGGGGAAGCAACCUGGAAUGGAGCAUUUAGAACUUCCCCCCGUAGUAAUCGCGCGAUAUGGGAAUGACAAGAAGAAACGCACCAUUCUCGUCUACGGUCAUUACGAUGUGCAACCUGCCGGAAAAGAAGACGGCUGGGCCACAGAACCAUUCGAGCUUACUAUUGAUGAUAAAGGAAGAAUGUAUGGCAGAGGCAGUACGGAUGAUAAGGGUCCGGUUCUUGGUUGGCUCAAUGCAAUUGAAGCCCAUCAGAAAGCUGGUGUUGACUUCCCAGUCAAUCUCUUGAUGUGCUUCGAAGGAAUGGAAGAAUACGGUUCAGAAGGCUUGGAUGAUUUCAUUAAAGAGGAGGCCGAUAAAUUUUUUGCAGACACCGAUGCUGUGUGUAUUUCCGAUAACUACUGGCUGGGUACCGAGAAGCCAUGCCUUACUUAUGGUCUUCGCGGUUGCAGUUAUUAUUCCAUUGAAAUUUCAGGUCCCGGCCAAGAUCUCCACAGUGGAGUCUUUGGAGGUACUGCUCAAGAGCCGAUGACUGAUUUGGUGAGAGUGCUUGGUAAACUAGUAGACACGAAUGGCAAGAUUCAGAUACCAGGCUUGGCUGAACUUGUUGCCCCCCUCACAGAUGAGGAGAAAUCCCUUUACGGUGAUAUCGCAUUCACAAUGGACAACCUACAUGAAUCGUUAGGUAGCCAGACAACCAUCCACAACGACAAGGAGAACACACUUAUGGCCCGUUGGAGAUACCCAUCGCUCUCAGUCCACGGUAUUGAGGGUGCAUUCUCUCAGCCUGGUGCCAAGACAGUUAUUCCAGCCAAAGUGACGGGAAAGUUCUCUAUUCGAACUGUUCCAAAUAUGGAACCCGAGGAUGUGGAUCGCCUCGUUUUCAAGUAUGUCGACGAAGAAUUUAAAAAACUAGGCAGCAAGAAUACUAUGCGAUGCUUCUUACAACAUGCUGGUAAGUGGUGGGUCGCCAGUCCAAAGCACUGGAACUUUUCAAGCGCUGCAAAAGCUGUUGAGAGAGUCUGGGGUGUCAAGCCUGACUUGACUCGAGAGGGAGGGAGUAUUCCCGUCACCUUGACUUUUGAACAGGCCACUGGCAAGAAUGUCCUCCUCCUACCCAUGGGUAGCUCUACUGACGCAGCCCAUUCAAUAAACGAGAAGUUGGACAAGAGAAACUAUAUUGAGGGUAUCAAGUUGUUGGGCGCAUAUUUGCAUUAUGUGGCCGAGGAACCGAUGGUAGAGCAAUAA
Molecule: messenger RNA, 1437 nt
Organism: Sclerotinia sclerotiorum 1980 UF-70
Lineage: Eukaryota; Fungi; Ascomycota; Leotiomycetes; Helotiales; Sclerotiniaceae
Exons: 3
Coding region: 1-1437 (478 amino acids)
Biological process (GO): proteolysis
Molecular function (GO): metallodipeptidase activity
Source: RefSeq, a predicted model, not a curated record